This is a messenger RNA of Ostrinia furnacalis (Asian corn borer), 1884 nucleotides long. It is a transcript of the gene alka, whose product is annotated as glycine receptor subunit alpha alkaliphile. Bases 30 to 1412 code for a protein of 460 amino acids. The record is from RefSeq and is a predicted model, not a curated record. Gene Ontology annotation, biological process: monoatomic ion transmembrane transport. Gene Ontology annotation, cellular component: membrane. Lineage: Eukaryota; Metazoa; Arthropoda; Insecta; Lepidoptera; Crambidae. Gene Ontology annotation, molecular function: transmembrane signaling receptor activity; extracellular ligand-gated monoatomic ion channel activity. The transcript has 10 exons.
UGCGCCCUCCCCUUCCACCCCCCACGAAAAUGAUCCCCUGCACCUGGCCGACUACAUUGUUCUUCUUAAUAUGGUUGUGCAAUGACGUCGUCUCGAAGAGGAAUCUUACCCUAAAGCCCAGGGUGGUUCUGCCAGAGAGCUAUGUAAAAGAAAUGCGGCCGCCCGCCCGGAAAGGUCAACCCGUCAUUGUAGAGUUCAGCAUUUACGUGGUGGACGUCAACUCCAUCAAUGUGGAAGACAUGGACUUCAGAGUAGACAUGUUUAUCAGACAAACGUGGAGGGAGAGCAGGCUCCAGCUGCCAGAGGAUAUCUUCGAGGAAGGGGACGACCAUGUGACCCUGCCCCCGGAGUUCUUCGACAACCUAUGGCAUCCUGACCCUUACUUCCUGAACUCUAAAGUAACUGAAAUUGCAGAGUUGACACACAAGUUCUCAUCGGUUACGCUAUACAGAAACCAGACAGUUCGGUAUGCGGCGAGGAUGCACGCCAUCAUAGCCUGCCAGAUGGAGUUCCAACUCUACCCCAUGGACAUACAGUCGUGUCCGAUCUACAUUGAAAGCUUUUCGUACAGCAAUCAGAAGGUGAGGUUUCGGUGGAGCGAGGCGGGGGUGACGAUAAACCCAGAACUCAAGCUGUUGCAAUACCACAUCGGCGAACCGCUCAGACUUGAGGAGACUAAUGGAUACAUGAUCGACAAAGACGGAAACUACUCUAGACUAGUAGUGUACUUUCGGUUCGAGCGUCAGAUCGGUCACCACCUCAUCCAGACCUUCGCUCCAUCCUCCCUGGUGGUGAUGCUGUCCUGGUUCAGCUUCUGGCUGGACCUGGACGCGAUUCCCGGGAGGGUCACGCUGCUCGUCACCUGCAUGUUGACCCUGGUCACCAUGUUCACGGGACUGAGAGCUGAUAUUCCUCCCGUUGCUUAUGUGAAAGCUCUAGACCUAUGGAUGGCAGGCUGCAUGAUGUUUGUGUUCGCGGCUCUCGGAGAAUUCGUGGUCGUCAAGGUGCUGGACAAACAGUACCAGAUGAACAAGAGCAAGGCACAGGAACUGCCCAGGAUUAUACCUGUGCGUCUAAACGGUGAGAAGGGGUCAUGUGGAACCGUCGCCGCUUGGGAGGGCAGCGGCGUGCGGUGCCGCAAGGUGGACCUCACGUCGCCCACGUCGCCGCCCGCCGCCACGCCGGCCGUGCACCCCGCGCCCGCCGCGCCGCACAGCGCGCCGCACUUGGGCGGCGUCGAGCGCCGCCAGAGCAUACUCCAGGUGGCUUGGCUUGACGCGGACACCGGGCAAGAGCGCGUGCUAUGGCGGGAGAUAGACAAGCUCUCGCGCGUGGUUUUCCCCGCCCUAUUCCUUCUCUUCGUGACUAUGUACUGGCCCGUUCUACUACUUAAAACGAAGACGUCUUCAUAACAAUUAGAACUAAACACAUUCCUUCGCCAUCGCCUUUGAAAUAAAUAAAAAAAUACAUAAAAUGAAUGAGGUCUAAUGUAUUUUCCGCGUCAUUUUGUAUGGAAAAAAGAUACAAUAACAUAAUUUUUUUUUGCUUUUUCGUUCGUCGUUCCGUGUUUAACAUUGAUUUAUUCUGUCUACGUUGUUUCGUGAAAUAUUUUUGUGUUGUUAUUUCAGUAAUAGGUUUUUCAUAAGUUCCCCGAAUUUGCCGCUACUGCGAGAUUUGUUCUGCUCUUAAUAAAGUUCUGUAAGAAAUAACAAGAUUAUUUUAGGUUUGUAAUACCAUUUGAUUGUAAUUUUUCUUUUUGUAAUUCUUUUUCCUUCAACCCUGUAAAACUCGAUGGUCUUUGUCUUUGAAUCAUUUCCUAGAUUUUUAUUUUGCUUACAGUCAUAAACAUGAAAGAACAGAUUCGAACAGCGUGUCAUAAAAAAA